UAAAACACAAAUAAGCAUUCUAUAGACAACCCUUUUUAUCUUUGUGUAAGCAUGUCCUGAAACUUCAAUCAUUCUCCUAGUAGAGGGAGGUUCUUUCAACUACAAUUAUCCCAGUUUAAGAACAGGACUUGGUGUAUCUUAUUCCAGACUUUUUAUUCUUUGGGUUUAUAUAUGUUUCAGAAGAAUCUUGACUUUCCUCCAGAGCUAACUUUAUGGGGUUUGCCCCACAUCUCUUUCUUUGUCUUUCCAGGUUGGGGCCAUGGCUACCUUUACACGGGAAGAGUUUUACCAGCAGCUGUUGAGUAGUUGUGUGCUGCCAACUGCUCAGCAGGGUUUUGAACAGGUUUGGACUCUGCUGCUCUUGUGUCUAGCUUGCCGUCUCCUAUGGAGGUUAUCUCUACCAUCCUAUGUUAAGCACCUGAGCACCAUCGCUAGUGGCUUCUAUGCCCUCUACCACUUUUUUCAGCUGCAGAUGGUGUGGGUUGUGCUCCUCAGCCUCUUGUGCUACCUGGUUUUAUUCCUGUGUCGCCACUCAACCCAGCGUGGAGUUCUGCUCUCCAUCACCAUCCUCAUCUAUUUGCUUAUGGGAAUGUACAGUGACUUAAAUGAACUCCUUUUUUCUCGCUUUCUAUCAGCUUUAACUUUGUUUAAUCCUUCUCUCUCCUCCCUUACUUUCUCUCAUUGGGAUCAUAUCCCUCGUGACAGGAAGCGCAGAAGCAGAAGUACUUUAAUGAGGUGGCUCAGGGCUUAUGAGAGUGCCAGUUCCUUCCAUUUCAGCAAUUACUUUGUGGGCUUUCUGUCUGAGACUACAGCCACCCUGGCAGGAUCAGGUUUUACAGAGGAAAAGGAGAAUUUGAAAUGGGACCUGACAGUAUCUCGUCCUGUGAGGGUGGAGUUGCCACGUUCUAUGGUGGAGGUGGUAACCAGCUGGAACCUACCAAUGUCACGAUGGCUAAACUCCUAUGUCUUUAAGAACUCCUUGAAACUGGGGACCUUCUCGGCCAUCAUUGUAACUUAUGCAGCUAGUGCCCUCUUACAUGGGCUGAGCUUCCAUCUGGCUGCUGUGUUGUUGUCACUUGGCUUCAUCACUUACAUUGAACAUGUUCUCAGAAAGAGGUUGUCUGUCAUCUUUGAUGCCUGUAUACUCUCCAAGAAGUGUCAACCAGGAUGCUCACAUCGGAACAGCACGAAUCUCUGGGUUCGUCUCCUCAACGUGCUCUUUGGGGCUCUCGCUGUCUUCCACUUGGCCUACUUAGGCUCAUUAUUUGAUAUGGAUGCCGAUGAGACUAUGGAAGAACAGGGCUACGGCAUGUCUUACACCAUCAACAAAUGGUCUGAGUUGAGCUGGGCCAGCCACUGGGUGACCUUCGGGUGCUGGGUCUUCUAUCGUCUCAUCAGCUGAAGCAGGACUGUCAUGUGAACUUGAAGAGAUGGAGCAGGGGAUGGGUGGAGAGGCAGAACUGAAAAGACUCCUCACCUUCAAGAACAUUGGAUGCCCGCCAUCGACUUGAGUGCCAUGGAUAUGGACUGAUUCAUUCUUUCUCUGGGAUGCUGAUGGAGGGAAGGGGCUCCCCAGCAGUUCAGUUGUGUGCCCUAAAGAGGGGAGGAACGUGCGUCCCAUGUAGAAAAGGCUGGUCGAGUACCACAGUAUUUUCCUGAAUACCUAUUUUUAAAAAGCCUUUUCUUCCUUUUCCAACAUGGUCUGCACUACAGUAUCUAUAAUAUUCUUCCAUUGGCUUCCUGGGGCUUGUAGAAGUUGUUAUCUAGAAGGUACCAGAUUGCCAGUUCAGAUAUUAUACCUCUUGUACCUUUUUGAGGAAAAUCUGGCUCCUGCCAGGUCCUUGUUUAACACUCCCUCUAGUGGUAAUUGAAGAAACUGCACCAACUUUCCCUCCCCUCUGAAUUUGUUUUUACUGCAUGUUUUUUUGCCUCUUUUUGCUCUCUAGCGGCUGCAGGCGGGAGCUGCACCCGUUGCUUCCGAGGUACCUCUUAUUACUCCUUAUGGAAUUCUGUCUUUGGUGUAAAGCCUGAUGAUUAGCCAGUGGGAAUCAUGAUGCUUUAAACAGCAUUGAAGAUGCUGUUGAUUAUCUUUAUAAAUAGGGCAGUUUGUGUAGAUGUAGUAGCUUUCUCUGUUUUGCUUCUUGGAUUUUUCAGACAAUCAUGGCAGAAGCAUUGUUGAGGCCAAGGCGAAGAGGGCUGGAAAGACUGGGAAAAAGCACAAGCAAUUCUAACUAGGGAUAAUCCUCAAGGAGAACUGAACCGUUUGAAAUGUUCACUUAUCUGAAUCUAUGGAUUUCCUGUUCAUUUCAAUUUUUAUCCGCUGUGAUGAUGGGGCAGAAACUGGCAGCGUUUUUAAAAAUCGGAGCGUAGCUGCCUGCUCAGAUAUUUAAUUCAGUGUCAAAUUCUGCACAGAAGCUUAAACUGCACUAGUAAUAGCAUACAAUUGAUUUGGAUUAAUUGAUCUGGAAUAACGCUUGCUCCAUAGUUGAAUAUAUUGUGAAUAAAGUGCCCACUAAGGGUUUUUAAAAAAGGAGGGAGGGAGAGGAGAACCAUCGUGCCUUGACAUAUGUUACCCUCCUGUCUUUUUAAAAAAACCCAACAGCUUAUUUGAGU
Messenger RNA from Pseudonaja textilis, 2613 nucleotides. NCBI's taxonomy places the organism in Eukaryota, Metazoa, Chordata, Lepidosauria, Squamata, Elapidae. The record is from RefSeq and is a predicted model, not a curated record.